Lacerta agilis (Sand lizard) is the source of this 2111-nucleotide messenger RNA. RefSeq names its product chromosome 7 C5orf22 homolog (gene C7H5orf22). Bases 365 to 1744 code for a protein of 459 amino acids. NCBI's taxonomy places the organism in Eukaryota, Metazoa, Chordata, Lepidosauria, Squamata, Lacertidae. The transcript has 9 exons. The record is from RefSeq and is a predicted model, not a curated record.
AGUUGCCUGCUGGCGACCAGGGGAGGAAACUCGGCUGGUUGGGGACGCGGUGGGUGGUCCUUUGCACGGACUGGCGGGAGCAUCCCGGAGAUUUUUGCCGGCCGGCUAACGCUCUCGCAAUCGGGGUUGCUUGCGACGCCGGUGGACUCUGCCCCUCCUCCCUUUCCCGCCAUGCUCGCGCGUGUCACGUCGAGAUGUGUCCCCCCGCGCGCGCGCUCUAUCUCUCGCUUUGGAACGCCGCAGUCGCCGGAGUUCGGCCUUUGGAACGUCGCGCCUGCCGGAGUUCGGAGGCCCGAACGUUGCGAAAGUCUCCGCGUUCGCUUUCGGAAUCCUGCGCGCCUGAACGUUCGGUGCCGCUCAAGCAAUGAGCAGCGACGGCGGGUCUGCGGAGCGCGGCGGCGGCGGGACUGCCGGACUCCUCCGUGCGUACGCGGCGCUGCCUGUCUGGGUGGUGGAGGAUCAUCACGAGGUUCUUCCUUUCAUCUACCGAGCCAUCGGCUCGAAGCAUCUUCCUGCCAGUGACAUCUGCUUUGUCCAUUUGGAUUCUCACCCAGACCUCCUUAUACCGGUGAACAUGCCUGCAGAUACAGUGUUCGAUAAAGAAUCUCUGUUCAGUGAGCUAAGCAUUGAAAACUGGAUUAUGCCUGCCGUCUAUGCUGGGCACUUUUCGCACGUCCUGUGGCUGCACCCGCCUUGGGCUCAGCAAAUUAAAGAAGGCACCCAUCGUUUCUUAGUAGGUAAAGACACCUCCACUACUACCAUAAGGGUUACUUGCCCAGACGAUUACUUCCUUUCCGAUGGUCUGUACGUCCCUGCCGGCCAGCUAGAGGGCGAGAAGUCUUUGCAGCUCAACGUCUGCCUCGUGGAUCCUUCGGAAGCCGCCGGCACCCGGGAGGAAAGCCGAGCUGUGCCUUCUGCUAAGAAGCUCAAGUUGAGCGGGGAUGGUGCAGCAAACGCCUCGGCGGCCUCUUCGUCGAAGGACGUCCCUCCCCUCGCCCACAGCUGCGCAGGCGAAGAGGCUAGGGGAUUCGAAAACAGAACCCCUGUGCAGGAGACAACAGACAGCCUCCGGGGUCGAAAGGAUGGCCACCCAAUUCCAGAGCUCCUCGAAGACAUCCUCCAAGCGAUACAGAAGGGCUCUGCUUAUGUUCUCGAUAUUGACUUGGAUUUCUUUUCCGUCAAGAACCCUUUCAAAGAAAUGUACACGCAGGAGGAGUACAAGAUCUUACAAGAACUGUACAGUUUUAAGAAGCCUAACAGCAAUUCGUCAGAGGAGGACUUGCUAGACUGUGUCGAGAAUCGCGUCCACCAGCUGGAAGACCUCGAAGCAGCUUUUGCUGACCUGUGCGACGAUGACACGGAGGAGAACCUUCAGAGAUGGGCUUCAAGUCCUGGGAUGAAACUUCUAGUGCAGCUUGUGCAUAGUUUGAAAAAUCGAAUGGAAACGCCCGAUUAUGAAAUGGUCCACCAGGCUGGGCUCACAUGCGAUUACUCCGAACUUCCUCACCACGUCAGCACGGAGCAAGAAAUUGAGAGUCUGGUGCAGGCCGUCGAACGUCUCUUGAGGAACUUGCCGAAGCCCACUCUUGUGACGAUAGCCCGAUCUAGCUUGGAUGACUACUGCCCCGCAGAACAAGUUCAGCUCAUCCAAGAAAAGGUCUUGGAUGUUCUGCGCCUGGCGUACGGCAGCCUGGAAGUUCAUUUAGAGUACUUGGAAAAUUCCUGUCCUGCUGGAACAGCAUGAUCGGUUGAAGCAAAAACAACCGAAAUAGUUUCUCUCUCCGCGCCAUGGGAUCCGUUUGGAAGCGGACAAAGGAUUUCUUGUGAGGUUGGGUUGUGCUUGUGAUAAUCUCCACGCAGAUCUAUUCCCCCCCCCCCCAACACAAUUUUCUGCUGCUAUCGAUCCUCGCGUUGAUGCCUUUUGGGUUUGCCUAGGAGAAGAAAAAUGACUGGGAAAUGGUUCUUCCUAUAUUCCUGUAGGAGUCUCUCCGGACCGAUCCAGCCUAGCGUUUGAGGAAGAGAUUUUGCUUUAACAUAGUUGAAUUCAUUUUCCCAGUCAGUUGUAACUGAAAAUACUGCUUCAAGAUAAAUUGCCGUUUGCUUGGAAGCGG